Ectocarpus sp. CCAP 1310/34 is the source of this 906-nucleotide messenger RNA. The record is from the annotation of a GenBank genome assembly. Lineage: Eukaryota; Phaeophyceae; Ectocarpales; Ectocarpaceae.
AUGGGAGGCGGGGAGGUUGUUGUCCGGCGGUCCCUGGUGGAAAGGGUCCCUGCACCUCCCACCGGAAGCGGCGCCACGCCCCCCCGAAUCUUCCUCCUGCCGGCUGCUGCUGAUGACGUCCUCCUCCAGAAAACCCCCGUCCCCCAUGCUGGGGCCCUUGCCUUCCGCCGUGCAAGUUUCUCUCUCCUUCCCGCGUACGCUGACUAUUCAUCGUUUUCAAGGUGCUGGAGGAAAUAUGGCAUCCUUCCUCCUGCGGUGCACGCGAACCUCGACCAGGACGUGGGAAAGAAUAUCCGCAACAAGAAGGAGAGUCUUGAAGAGUUGACGGACUUGGUGCAGUGUCUUUCUCGUGAGGCGAAAAAGACAACUGUCGAUGAAGACCUUGGCGAGGCGCUUAAGGGUCUGCGGUUGGUACCUGGCGCAACGCCAACCCGGGCUUCCAUGGAAGCCGUGCAGACACGGUUGCGUGUAGAGGAAAAAGAGGGUGUAGCGGGGGCGAUUAUUGCAGAUCUGAAGGACAAUCUUUGUGAGGAGUCGCUUGCCCACCUGAACAUGGACCAGCUGAACAAACACUCAGACGACGACGAGGCCGACUCUUCGGUGGGAGACGAGGGACAGUGUACGCAGCCCCUGGUCUCUCCUCGUCCGCCACAGUACGCUGACGUAUCUAUGCAGUUCGGAGACCUCGAAGAAAUAGCAAAGAGGUGCAGCAUGGCCGGGAUAGCUUACCAUCUUCGCAAGGCGAAGUUAGCCUGGAUGAGCGAGGCUGGGUCAAAGAAAACGAAGCAAACAUGCAUGGCAGACUUCAUGUCAAGUUGCAGAAGCUGCCCACAGGCGAUGUUCAUGGACGUCUUUUUUCCUUAUAUUAAGGUUCGGGUGUACUACUUGUACGCUGUAGGUGCUUGA